This is a messenger RNA of Drosophila sechellia, 594 nucleotides long. RefSeq lists its product as uncharacterized. Bases 1 to 543 code for a protein of 180 amino acids. The record is from RefSeq and is a predicted model, not a curated record. Lineage: Eukaryota; Metazoa; Arthropoda; Insecta; Diptera; Drosophilidae. The transcript has 3 exons.
AUGGCUCAAUUUCAAUUGAUGAUUCUGCUCAUUUUCUUGGCUAGCCAAAGCGAAUCAGCCAAGGCCCACCUAAAACUGAUGUGGAAAACAUUCAACUGCGUCACUAAUCCGGACUACAUCUCCCAACACAAGUGCUUCAUUGUAGAACCUGAGAAGUCCGCAAUCACCGCUGAGCUGCAAUACAUCAAGGAUCUUGCCCAAUUUAAUGCCACUUUUAAGCUGUUCAUGCCUCGUAAGCCUUCCCGCAGUUUUCAGAAAGUAAUCGAUGUGAAUGUGGACAUAUGCCAGUUUGCCAAGGGAAUUCAUGGUCACAGAUUUAUGACAAUUGUCAUCAAAGCCUUCGGAAAGCAGGCAUCUCAGCUGAAGUGUCCUCACCCCAAGGGCCUUUACGUUUACCCCAACAUCAAUAUUGCCGAAAAUUUGCCAGCCUUCUUGCCAGAGACCGAUUUUAAAAUCGAAAUGAAUUUUCUGUCACCCGAAACGCACGUUUUCAAUACCACUCUCACUGGUUUCCUGUAUGAUCCCAUCAAAAGGAAAGCAUAGUCUUUGCUUUGCUUGCCUAACUAACUAAAGUGAAUAAAAUGUGUGUUUAAC